GAGUCUUUAAAAUUACAGUUCCACCCUCACAGAGGUGACACGUGUAAUUGGACCUUUAUAUAUUGCUGAAGCCAACCCAGCUGAGAAUUUCAUGGCUUUUCUCUCAGAACAGAGUAAGAAGAUCUGCAUAGAUAGCUAUUGCUGAUUCAGUUCCUUGGUAUAAUGGAAACUCAGAGGAGAACUUUUGGGUUGUGCUAUUCCUUGUUAGUGGGGGUUUUAUUGGUAUUCUUCUCUGGCAUUGGUUCUUCUGCAGUUUCAAAUGAGGUAAAAAGGUGUGAUCCACACUCUAAUGAUAGUGACUCAAGUAUUAGUUGUAGCUCCAAGAACUAUGUUUUGCAGUCUUACUAUGAAAAAUAUGAAGACCUACUAGAUUCAAAUUUCCAAGAUUUUAUAGCACAAGAACUUCCUAUUGGUUUGUGUGAGGUGCUGCCACAUAAUCUGAGUCUUGCUUUAAGACUCUCCAUUUUGCAUCGCAAUCUGAUAGGGAAUGGUUCUCAUCGUCAUCUUACGUCGUCCUUUAGACUUAAGAUUGAACAAGAAUCCAUACUUGAGCUUCCUUCUCACCACUGUGAGGUCAUAGUCAUUGAGAGACUGCCAUCUGGGGUAUUUGCCGAUCCAUUUGAGCUUCAACAUCUCCUUCAGCGUGGUGUGUACGGCAAUAUAGCUGUCUUUGGAGAUACAAAUUUGGAAUUGCCUUCUUUUCUUUCCAAUCGUUCUGCUGUAGAGGUUCACAUGGAUGUUGGUCAUGAUCUCUUGCUGGGUCCGAGUAAAGAGUCUACCAUCAAUUUAGAGCUUCCCCUACAUGCACGAUAUCCACCUCUAGAUGAAAGUGGCUAUUGGGAAGUCAAAUUUGGUACACCUGAUUUCUUCAUGCGUUGCAGUGUUGAGGGAAAGUCACAUAAUCAAGGCUGUUUAUAUAGGAUACCAGAUAUUGAUGGUUCUGAUUCAACAUUUGGUACAGUUGUCUGGAACAUACCUUCUGGGAUGAAGGCACAUGCUCGAAUUGUUUCUGUCUUCACUUUUAUUGCUGCCUUAAUUUCAGCCAUCUUGAUUGCUGUAACAUCCAUAUUUUAUUCAGACAACUCCAGCAAACGUUCAAAGGAAUCUUAGUUGUUGCUAUACGUUUUUUUUUCUUUGAGGAAAUUUUGGUGCUAUACUUUGCAUGCUGCUUAUUUGUUUCUUUUCAGUAUAUAUACCAAGCUCCCUAUUCAAUC
Messenger RNA from Rosa chinensis, 1214 nucleotides. Its product is annotated as phosphatidylinositol-glycan biosynthesis class X protein. The record is from RefSeq and is a predicted model, not a curated record. Gene Ontology annotation, biological process: GPI anchor biosynthetic process. The transcript has 5 exons. The coding region runs from base 163 to 1110 and encodes 315 amino acids. Lineage: Eukaryota; Viridiplantae; Streptophyta; Magnoliopsida; Rosales; Rosaceae. Gene Ontology annotation, cellular component: endoplasmic reticulum membrane.